AUAAAGAAUUAGAGCAGAAAGAAUCUAGAAACUGAAAUGAAAAAAAUGAACUCCAUUUAAGCGUUCUUCCCCGAUCAUAAACCAUACUUCUGAAAUCUCGUCGUGGUUCAUUCUUCUUGCUACUGGUGGCAAAACCAUGACAUCGUUCGGAUCUCUGAAAUCAGCAAUUUUCGACAGAGAAGAGAGAAAACAGCAAUAUCAGGCGCAUAUUCGUGGCCUCAAUGCAUACGAUCGCCACAAAAAAUUCAUUAACGAUUACGUUAGUUUCUAUGGGAAAGAAGAAAAACCUUCAACCUUAAAGUUGCCUAUUAAAACAGACCAAGACACGCUAAGAGAGGGAUACAGAUUUAUACGGUCGGAGGAAGAUGAUCUGGAUCCAUCAUGGGAGCAAAGGCUGGUGAAGCGUUAUUAUGCUAAGCUUUUUAAGGAAUAUUGUCUUGCUGACAUGUCACACUACAAGAGUGGUAAGAUUGGUCUUAGAUGGAGAACAGAGAAAGAAGUCAUGUCUGGGAAGGGCCAGUUUAUAUGUGGCAACAAGCAUUGCGAUGAGAAAGAUGGAUUAGCAAGCUAUGAGGUGAACUUUUGUUACUUAGAAGCUGGAGAGAACAAACAAGCUCUAGUUAAAUUGGUAGCAUGUGAGAGAUGUGCAUGGAAACUUAACUACAAAAGGCAGAAAGAGAAGGAGCAAUUAGAAAAACGACAACAAAAGCAGGAUAGAAAAAAGAGGACUCGUUCAAAGAGUGAUGAUGAUCUAGAAGUCCAAGAAAGCGAAGAGCGAAGGCAUAAAGGAAAGAGGGCUUUGAUUUCUGCCGGUGAUAAUAAAAUUGAUGAUAAUGAUGCUGAUGACGACAACUUAGACGAGUUUCUUGAGGGCAUGUUUCCCUGAUAUUUAAUUGAUUCAUUACUAUACAUGAAAAGUAUAUCUUGAGACCAAAGCUGGGCAAGAUGGAAAAAGGUAGGUGGUGCCGGGAGCAAGUGGGAAAUUCAGGGAAGAUACCUAAGAUAAAGGAAUAUGGUGACUGGCGAGACAGAUAUUGUGGUAAGAUUUGCACUAUCGGAAAAUAUCUCACGGUGAUGGGGAACAUAGGGAGAUUCUAAUCAAUUUAGGGGAGGCGAAGAACAACUUCAUAUUUUAGUUAGUCAUACUAUAACUCAUUUUGGUGUUUGGCCAUGUUUUAGGUGCCAAUUUAUCAUGAUUCAAAGUCAUGUUUUGGGUGGCAAUUUGCUUGUUGUAAUGUUAUUAUGGUUGGUCCUAUAUACAGAAAAUCAUGUUAAACCAUCUUUCUGGUGUCAUUGACACGCUGAAUAUCAUCAUGUUUGUGAGGUGCUAUAUUUCUUAGAUAUGUAUUGUAUCAACUAUCAAGUUAAUUUCUUUAUUUCAAAACCUUGUUGAACCAAAUUGAGCAUGA
Molecule: messenger RNA, 1409 nt
Organism: Trifolium pratense (red clover)
Lineage: Eukaryota; Viridiplantae; Streptophyta; Magnoliopsida; Fabales; Fabaceae
Product: protein FRA10AC1
Exons: 11
Coding region: 137-886 (249 amino acids)
Biological process (GO): dephosphorylation
Molecular function (GO): phosphatase activity
Source: RefSeq, a predicted model, not a curated record